AUGUCAUUCAACGGUUGGAGACUUCAAGCCGACGGGUCCUGGCGUAAGGAGCUGGGUGGCCUCGAAAAAGUUUAUCGCUUUUAUUCAACAACUAGUCUCGCGACAGGGUGCGAGCAUUGGGGGUUGUACUCCUUGUGUAAAGUCACGUAUUCUGGCUCUCUGGCUCAUGGUAUAGCCACAGCAUUGCGGGAUGCGUGGAAAGCACUGCGCAUUGAAUUUCCUGCUUUGGGGCUCGUCAUUGAUGGAUCCGAUGCUGUUUAUCGACCGAUAAACCAAGCGGGAAACGAAAAAUAUGAUAAUAUUGACUCCCUGGAACAGUUUGCGCAGGCAACCUUUUCGGUGGAGCAGAACAGGACAGUCGAGGAAAUCAUAGCCCAUUUCCCGCUAAAUGAUCUUCCAACUCUUUACUGGCUUCCACGGUCCUCAGAGUUGAUGCUUUUGAAUUCCCACUGGCGCUCAGAUGGCCUCGGUAGUGUGAUGCUUUUAAACCGGUUCCUCGAGCUCGUCGUUGACCCCUCUGAAGUUUUACAGGGUCAGUGUGGCCAUGUCGAUACGGAAAUAGCGAGGAUAUCCCCAAGUUUAGAAGAUGCAGUCGGUACACCCUUGGUUCCAACACCUAAGAUUCUUGAAACAGCAAGCCAAACUGGCAAACUGUUUAGAGAAAAGUCAAUGAAAUCAUUUGGGGUUCCGUUCAAAGGUGACACGACCACUUCGCCUGGAAAUACUGCUAUUGAGGCUACCGUGUAUACACCAGAGAGCUCCAAAGCCCUGUUUGAUGCAUGCAAAGCAAGGAAAAUCACGGUCUCCGCAGCCAUUCAUACCGCACUUGCACAAACAGUGUUUGAGUUGACAUCUGUGGAAAAUGCCACCGAAUAUGCAACCAUAAUGGCGGUGAACAUGCGGCCUUACGUCGAAAAGCCCUACAAUGCAUCCGAGCAUGCCUGUCGCACAUAUGUCACAAGCAUUACACCAACUGUACAGCGAGGCGCCAGUUUUCAUGACUCCACUACUUCUCUCACGCAGCUCUUUAAGAAUUGGUAUUCGAAGGAAUUUUCACAGGCCCUGCGUGAAAUUUACCAGGGCGCCUCUCGUGCUCUUCUUUCGCCACCGCCUAAAUCAGCUGGGCCACCACCAAACCCGCCUAGUGGGAUUGUGCACAGCAACCUAGGUGUCGUUGAUAGAUUCUUGGGUACGCAAUUUGGAGAUGGAGCAAUCCAAGUUACCAAGUUUAGAUUUGGUGUCAGCAUAAUGAACAGACAAAUGCUAUUGUAUCCGUGGUCUUUUCGGGGUGAAUUGAACUUGUCAAUCAACUACAAUGACGCUUUUUACGAUGCGUCCGCGCCGCAGCAGGUGCUUGGGGGUAUUCAAGAAAAGCUGGAGAGGGAGCUUGGAAUCAAAUUGGAACGAUGUGCGUCUUGA
Talaromyces rugulosus is the source of this 1419-nucleotide messenger RNA. RefSeq lists its product as uncharacterized. Lineage: Eukaryota; Fungi; Ascomycota; Eurotiomycetes; Eurotiales; Trichocomaceae. Bases 1 to 1419 code for a protein of 472 amino acids. The record is from RefSeq and is a predicted model, not a curated record. The transcript has a single exon.